UAGAGACAUGUGAUUUAUUAGCGCCCUCUAUCGCACUGGAGAGUCAACACAAGCAUUGAAUGAUCUUAGUAAGACGUUUGUUUAUGGCAAUCAUUAGCACAAAGAGAUUGUCAGAUUACGAAGAACUCUCAGAAAUAAAUGCCACGAGACAGAAGAUGCCUCAAGGGUGGUUAAACACUCUCUGCUUUAAAAUGAGAGAGGGGUUGCCAAAGGCGAAAGAUAUUUUCACAUGGCAACUUUUCAAGAUUCUGCUUAUGGGACAAAGCCUCUCAGCAAUGAUUUGUGGAACUGCUGUAACAUCUCAGUAUCUGGCUACCAUUUACUACAUGAAUGCACCCAUGCUCCAGAGCUUUAUCAACUACACGCUUCUUUGCAUCACAUAUACUGUAGCAUUGAUGUUCAGGAAAGGUGAUGGCAAUAUUUUGCAGAUAUUAAAGACUAAAUGGUGGAAAUAUUUAUUGUUGGGACUCAUCGAUGUGGAGGCAAAUUAUGCAGUUGUGAAAGCAUACCAGUACACUACAAUAACCAGCAUACAGCUUCUGGACUGCUUUGUUAUCCCAGUUCUGAUGGUCUUAUCCUGGUUCAUUUUAAAGACGCGCUAUAAGGCCAUUCACUAUGUGUCUGUGUGUGUUUGUCUGGCUGGUGUGGGAGCCAUGGUCGGAGCUGACAUCCUCAGUGGACAGGACCAGGGAUCUUCAAGUCACAUUCUUCUUGGAGAUGGUCUGAUUCUUAUCAGUUCUACUCUGUAUGCCAUUUCGAAUGUGUGCCAGGAGUACACAGUGAAGAAUUUGAGCAGGGUUGAGUUUCUGGGCAUGGUGGGACUCUUUGGAACCAUCAUCAGUGGAAUUCAACUAGGCAUUGUUGAACAUAUAAACGUGUCUAAAAUUCAAUGGACAUGGGAAAUCGCUCUUGUCUUGGCUGGAUAUUCACUAUGCAUGUAUGGCUUUUAUAGCAUGAUGCCUGUGGCGGUAGAGCUGUCCAGCGCCACAGCGGUCAAUCUAUCCCUGCUCACUGGAGACAUCUUCAGUCUGUUUUUUGGAAUCUUUUUGUUUCAAUAUAAUUUUUCCGGACUAUAUGUUGUAUCACUGGUGGUGAUCCUAUUUGGUUUCAUCGCGUUCAAUGUCGUCCCAGUGUCUUAUCUGGAAGGAUCUGACAAUCCCACCACUGGGCCUGAUAAUGGGAACACUCAGGACUGUGUGGAUGAGAUGACAUGUGAACAUACAGAUCUGGAGAGAGAUCAGAUCAAGAACAGGCCUGAUGAAAUACAGUCAGAGUGUGUUGUUAUAAACAGUGCUAAAAUGUAGUGUAGCUUUAAUAAAUUAUGUACAUAAACAGGCCAUAGAGAUUUUUUUUAUAGUUUAUUUAUCCUUAUAAAUUACCAGCAGUCCUUUAGGAACUAACAAUGGUGUUUUGUUACGAGGAUAUAAUGGAUUGUUUCAUUGCAUUUUGUAUUAUUAGCUAAAUUACAUCUUUCAUCUAACAUUAUUGUUAUAGUAGAUGUGUGGAUGCUAUUGUUGUCAACUAAUAUAUAUAUAUAUACUGAUAAUAGAGUGAAGUGUUUGGUGAAAUGUAAUCCCUAAUAAAACACAAUUUGUUAUUCUUCUUUUAAACUAGUAUGAACAA
Molecule: messenger RNA, 1623 nt
Organism: Misgurnus anguillicaudatus (oriental weatherfish)
Lineage: Eukaryota; Metazoa; Chordata; Actinopteri; Cypriniformes; Cobitidae
Gene: slc35f2l
Product: info solute carrier family 35 member F2, like
Biological process (GO): transmembrane transport
Cellular component (GO): membrane
Molecular function (GO): transmembrane transporter activity
Source: RefSeq, a predicted model, not a curated record